ACGUUUGGGUUCUGCUCUGCUGCUCUUGAACCUCCAUGACUUUGUCCUCUGUUGAAAGUUUUCUCCGCUUAUUCUCAUAACCUGAUCACUAAUUUGAAGCUUUUGUUUAUUAAUCUGUUGAUGGAGCAGGAUUUAUGGUCCAGGAUUUGUGGAUUCGGAAUACCGCUGGGCCACAAAAGGGUGAGGCCGUCGCUCUCCGCAUCAUCGCUGAUACAUCAGUAGUGUAUCGUUGCAGAAUCGAUGCAUAUCAAGAUACUCUUUAUGCUGCCUCUGGCAGACAGUUUAACAAUGACGAUUAACAAAACUCAGCUCUUGGCUUUGAUUUUUCUCGUAGUAGCUCAAGCGAAUCUGAUUUCCUCCACUCUCGAGCAGCCGUUCGAUCUUAAAACCCAUCUAAAUCGAACGAACGGCUCUUAACAAAAGACAUAGAAAAGGUCUCUGUCUCUCUUUUGUUCUGUUCUCCACCGUCAAACCCAAAGCUCUUUUGAUCGCCUGAGAAAUAUGUCUUCUCCGGGAAAAUCUCCGAGAUCCGACCGGAAAUCACCUACAGUUAUGACCGUGCAACCGUCUUCUCCCAGAUUCCCAAUCGGCACACCUACUGCUGGAGCACAACGUAAGAUCGGUAUCGCCGUCGAUCUGAGCGACGAGAGUGCCUACGCAGUCCAGUGGGCUGUUCAGAACUAUCUCCGAUCAGGUGACGCCGUCGUUCUCCUCCACGUUCAACCUACUAGUGUACUUUACGGCGCCGAUUGGGGCGCCAUUGACUUGUCGCCGCAGUGGGAUCCGGAGAACGUUGAGUCUCAGAAGAAGCUUGAGGACGAUUUCGAUAUCUUCACGAACAAGAAAGCGAGUGACGUUGCUCAGCCCUUGGUUGAGGCGGAUAUUUCGUUUAGCAUCCAUAUCGUGAAAGAUCACGAUAUGAAGGAGAGGCUUUGUUUGGAGGUUGAGAGGUUAGGGUUAAGCACUUUGAUUAUGGGUAGCAGAGGAUUCGGUGCUACGAAGCGGAGCAGUAAAGGGAGGUUAGGGAGUGUCAGUGAUUACUCAGUUCACCAUUGUGCUUGUCCUGUGGUUGUUGUUAGAUUUCCUGAUGAUAAGGAUGGAGAAGAUGAGAGAUUCAGCGAAGAUGGUGCUGGGAAUCUGGUAGAAAGUGAUAAACUUCAUACAGUUCCUGAGGUUGCUGAGGAAGAGGGAGAGAAAGAUGAGUACCAUGAUGCUUCCGACAAGCAGUAACAGCAGCAAGCAAGGUUGACUUUGUGAAUGCAGAAGGAGACCUCCCCUAAGGAGACAUAGAAGAAAAAGAAAGCGUUCUUAUGCCCUUGGUUUGUGUUCUUGAGCGCGCUUCAUUGUUGUGUUUUUGGGGGUUUGGGGUGUCUCUAGAUCUUCGUUGCAAGUAUGGUCUUGUUUCCUUGGUUUUGUUUUAAACUCUGUGGAAUUUGGGAUCUGUGGAAUUUGGGAUGAGUGGAUUCGAUGACUUUUGUUGUAUGUCUUUGAAAAAGCACUUAAAAGAAUUUGAAUGGUCUUGUAUAUCUCUUGGAAGUUGAAUUUAGCUGGUAAUAAAAACGUCUUUGACGGUUCGAAAUGA
Messenger RNA from Camelina sativa (false flax), 1582 nucleotides. RefSeq names its product universal stress protein PHOS32. Lineage: Eukaryota; Viridiplantae; Streptophyta; Magnoliopsida; Brassicales; Brassicaceae. The record is from RefSeq and is a predicted model, not a curated record.